Messenger RNA from Leopardus geoffroyi (Geoffroy's cat), 2469 nucleotides. It is a transcript of the gene MFAP3L, whose product is annotated as microfibril associated protein 3 like. The record is from RefSeq and is a predicted model, not a curated record. Bases 251 to 1405 code for a protein of 384 amino acids. NCBI's taxonomy places the organism in Eukaryota, Metazoa, Chordata, Mammalia, Carnivora, Felidae. The transcript has 4 exons.
CGGCUCGCCCGCAGUCGGUGCUGCCGGGCGUCGGGCGCGGGGCGCGGAGCGGCGACAGCUCGCAGGCUGGCCAUGGCGAGAGGCGCACGGCGGCCACCUGAGUGGCGCGGCGGCGUCAGGUUCUUACUCAAGAACCAACUCUAUGGAUCCAGGACAGGUUUAUCCCAUGGCCUGCUCUGAACAGCGUGUUGUCCAAUAGAAGAUUCCAUUGGCAAACCGUCUCUGUUGCCUUAUAGAGCAAGCAAAGAAGAUGGAUCGACUGAAGAACCAUCUGCCUGUGUGCUUUCUACCUACUGUGCCCUUUUUAAUCCUAGUAUCCACUCUAGCGGCUGCUAAGAGUGUGACUAAUAGCACUUUAAAUGGCACUGACAUUGUCUUGGGCUCUGUGCCUGUAAUCAUUGCCAGAACUGACCAUAUCAUAGUCAAGGAAGGGAACAGUGCCUUGAUUAAUUGUAGUGUUUAUGGUAUCCCUGAGCCACAAUUCAAGUGGUAUAAUUCCAUUGGCAAGCUGCUGACAGAAGACGAGGAGAAAGGAGGAGGAAAAUGGCAGAUGCAUGACAGCGGCCUCCUGAACAUCACCAAGGUGUCUUUUUCAGACCGAGGUAAAUACACAUGUGUUGCUUCUAACAUCCAUGGCACUGUGAACAACACGGUGACCCUGAGAGUCAUCUUUACCUCUGGAGACAUGGGCGUCUACUACAUGGUCGUCUGCCUUGUGGCCUUCACCGUUGUCAUGGUCCUCAAUAUCACCCGCCUGUGCAUGAUGAGCAGUCACCUGAAGAAGACCGAGAAAGCCAUCAAUGAGUUCUUUAGGACAGAAGGCGCAGAGAAGCUGCAAAAGGCAUUUGAGAUUGCCAAGCGGAUCCCCAUCAUCACCUCAGCCAAAACUCUAGAGCUUGCCAAAGUCACCCAGUUCAAAACCAUGGAGUUUGCACGCUAUAUCGAAGAGCUUGCCAGGAGUGUGCCUCUGCCUCCCCUCAUUAUGAACUGCAGGACCAUCAUGGAGGAAAUCAUGGAGGUGGUCGGGCUUGAGGAGCAGGGGCAGAAUUUUGUGCGGCACACUCCAGAAGGCCAGGAGGCUUCAGACAGGGAUGAGGUUUACACAAUCCCAAACUCCCUGAAGAGAAGUGACUCCCCCACUGCUGACUCAGACGCCUCAUCGCUGCACGAGCAGCCUCAGCAAAUUGCCAUCAAGGUGUCUGUGCACCCACAGUCCAAAAAAGAUCACGUGGAUGACCAAGACGGUGUGCAAUUUGAGGUCAAAGAUGAAGAGGAGACAGAACCGUCAGCCGACCAUUCCCCGGAAACUGCAGAGCCUUCCACAGAUGUAACAUCCACAGAGCUAACGUCUGAAGAGUCAACGCCUAUCGAGGUUUUGGAAUGCCAUGUUCUGCAUGGGCCUUAAUCAAAAGAGCUGUAUACGGAUUAAUAUUAAUCUGCAUGAUUUUCAAAGAAGCCUACAGUCACAGAGUUGGAAAAUCAAUGUGAAGUUAUCUAAUUUACGUAUCUUCUACAAUGUGCCUACAUGUAGUAGUUCAGCUCUGCUUGAAAAUCUCUGACAAACGGGGAACUCGUUCCUCAUGUAGCAGCAUAUUCCAUCGUGGCUGGGUCUUAAGCACUGAGGCAAGAAUUUUAAAAGCGCUACCACACUGGUCCUUGAGCUCCCUGAAGCCAAAAGUGUGAGUUAGUCCUGCCACAAUAAAAUUGUCUUUUUAGUGUCAACACAAAACUAAAAUUGUAAAUGUAUUCAUAUAAAAGGAUUGCAAAAAUGCGGCAUGCUCCUGAUAUGGCUAAUUAACAUGCCAUGUGGCACACACCCCAUUUGAGUGAAUGGUUUCUGCAGUGGGGGGGUGUUAGAGGCAGAAUUCAGGUGAAUCAGGUGCUCGCCUUCCCAGCCCCUGAGAUGUCCUAAGGCUACAGCUCACUGAAUAAAGGGUGGUUCGGCAUCGAGAAAAAAGCAAAUCAACCAGCAGAUGAAUUGCCUCAUUAUAUUAGUAUACUUUUGAAAGACUAUUAGAACAACUGAAAGAAUUGUAUAUAUACGUUAUUUUCAAAAAACAAAUCUCUACCAGUGGGGUGGGUUUUCUGACAAUUAUUCAUGUUUUAAGAUUCAUUAUGGAAUAGGAGUCCCAGUAAAUUAUGCAAAAAAAAAAAAAAACACUCUAGCAAAAUUAGAGGACUUUUUGUUCAAUGCAGAUGCUCUAUAACAUCUACUUCCUGAAGUUCUCCAUGAUUCCUAUGAAGCUGAUGUGUUAAUAGAGACCCCUGAAGCGAUUGGCACCUCUGGUUUUAGGUCUGAUUGAUUAUUAUGUCUACUGAUGUCACACACUUCUUCCACCUAGGCAUAUGGCAAGGUGAACAAAGUUCCCCAAAGCUUUAAAUCCUUUUUUUUUUAACUAGGAUUUUAUUUAUUUAUUUUUAAGUUUAUUUGAGAGAGACAGAGACCGCGAGAGUGGGGGAGGGGCAGAG